Molecule: messenger RNA, 1038 nt
Organism: Colletotrichum acutatum
Lineage: Eukaryota; Fungi; Ascomycota; Sordariomycetes; Glomerellales; Glomerellaceae
Exons: 3
Coding region: 1-1038 (345 amino acids)
Source: RefSeq, a predicted model, not a curated record
AUGACUUUCACCGAACGAACGACGAGAUGCUUGGGCAUCUUUGCCUUGGCGCUAUCAUCAUGUGCGAUAAUGGCACAGGCUGCGCCGGAACCCGAAAUCCUAAUGCCUCGACAAUUGACGCAGAACCUUUGCUCUAAUACGAACACGGCGUCCAUGAGCGCAAAUCUCAGCACAUGGCAGACGAACGGACUAUGCACCGACUUCUGUCGAGACAAGAACUACGCCUUUGCCAUUGUCCAAUGGCAGUCCUGCUGGUGCUCUGAUGUCGCGCCGGCCGCGUCCAGUGAAGCCGAUGUGAACGACAAAUGCAACGAUAUAUGUCCCGGCUACGAUAUCGAGCACUGCGGUUCAAGACCCAACUACUACGGAUACCUGACGCUGGCGAAAACUCCCACCAGCACCGCCGGCAGCGGAAGUGACAGCUCGUCAUCGUCCAAGGCAGCAGCCAGCACUACCACACAAGUGAGUACAAUCCCCUCAGCCAUCAGCAAACCGAGAUCGACAGUUCAAACGGUGACAGCCGACGGAACCGUGAGGACCAUCUUCGUCACGCCGACUGCCACGGGCACCGAGGGAGCGACAGGUGCCUCCGAACUGACGCCCGGCAACCAAUCAUCGUCAAAUGGACCCAGCACCGGUGCUGUUGUUGGAAUCGUAGUCGGUGUGAUUGCUGCGGUCGUGGCCAUUGCAGGACUGGGACUUUUCUUGUUCUUCAGACGUCGGAGACAACAUCAAAACGAGAACGACAAAUACGACGAGCCCAGCCACCGUGGUAGUUCCGCUGGUAUGACCGGCUCGCCACGAAACCCCGAAAUGGUUGUCACUGUUGAUGGAGGACGAUGGGACCCCGACGCCUCAAGCGACCAUCGCCGAAGCCGCCUUCUUGCUCACGAUCCUCGCCUCGACCCUCUCCCGAGGGGCCUCUACGUGCACAACAAGAGUGCAGAGAGUAUUAAUACCCUACGCGAUGACCAAGAUUACUCCCGCAAGGUUCACCAGCCAGUCUUGCGGGCGACCAAUCCGGAUCCUGACACUUGA